GACACACUCUCUCUGUUUAAAUCUAGAUUAAAACACAUCUCUAUCACCAAGCAUUCGAAUAAUGCAUCUCAUAAAUUGUGACUGCAGUUGUAUCUGAUCAAAUGCGCAUUAUUAUCCUAUAGCUUGGGUUAAACGGUUUCUAAAGAUCUGAGCACAGGUUUCAGGAAGUCUUGAGUCUUUAACACAUCUGUGUCUUUAACCAUCUGUCAUCAUUCAGUCAGUAUGGAGCUCAGUCAACUUCCUCUUCUGCUCUUGCUGAUUUCAAUCAUCUACUCUGGACAAACUGAAGAAACACCAAAACCCACAGUGACCAUCAAACCUGCUCAGCAUGUGUUCAGAGGAGAGACAGUCACUCUCAGAUGUGACAUAAAUGCUGAAGGAGUCACUCGCUGGCAGUACGGCUGGUAUAAAGACGGUUCAGACUAUGUUUCCAGUGAACUACAGGAACUCACAUUCAGUUCUGUUACUGAGUCUGACGUGGGUAAAUACUCCUGUAAAGGAUCAGAGAGAGGAGGAUCACGGACAUCACACCGCAGUGAUGAAGUUACACUGACAGUAUCAGAUCCCAGAACAGUAUUAAGUGUUUCUCCUCAGACGUGGUUGACUGAAGGAGAUCCAGUGACUCUGAUCUGUGAGGUUAACGGCUCCUCUACAGGCUGGACAUUCAGCUGGUUCACUGGAACUUUCUCAUCAGACUACAGAUAUCAUUAUGAUCUGCUCUCAGACAGCAGCAGAGGAGCUGGAGGAAAAUACACUGUCAGUUCUGCUACAGUAAAUCACACAGGAGUUUAUGUGUGCAGAGCAAAGAGAGGAGAACCAGUCUAUAACACAACCAUCAGCAACAAACAGUUAAUAUUGGUCACUGGUGUUUCUCCUCCAGUCUCUCUGAUGGUCAGUCCCAGCAGAACUCAACACUUCACAUCUGUCUCUCUCUCUCUGAGCUGUGAGGACCAGAGUAACUCUACUGGAUGGACAGUGAGAAGAUACACAGAGAGCAGGCGGCUGAAAAAUUGUACAUCAUUACGUCGAGGAUCACAAACAGGAUCUUCAUGUACAAUCAGAGACACCAGAACAUCAGACACUGGAGUGUACUGGUGUCAGUCUGACUCUAGAGAGAGAAGUCAUCCUGUUAAUAUCACUGUACACUCUGGUGUGAUUCUGGAGAGUCCUGUUCAUCCUGUGACUGAAGGAGAAACUCUGACUCUUCGCUGUUUAGAUCAAUAUACAUCCUCACCAAACCUUAGAGCUGAUUUCCAUAAAGAUGGGUCACUCAUCCAGAGUCAAACUACAGAGAUGAUCAUUUCUACUGUCUCAAAGUCAGACGAGGGUUUCUACUCCUGUAAACACCCAGAGAGAGGAGAGUCACCCGAGAGCUGGAUCUCAGUCACAGCUUCCUCCAGAAGAUCAGGAUCUGAUGAUCUCAGUCCAGUGAUAGCUGGAAUUACUGCUGGACUCUCAUUUUUCAUCAUUGUCUUCUUGGUCUUUCUGUGGCGUUACAGAAACAACAAAGGUGGAGGAUCUGAGUCUCUCUCUCGUGUCAGUCAACAGCAGAACAGCAGUCAGACAUCAGACCAGAACCAGAGUGAAGCAGGAAAUAAAACACUCAUGUCUGGAACUGCUCAUAUUUAUGACUCUGGUGAUGCAGCAAUUAAUAAAGACAUAAGCACAGACAUUGUAAGUGGAACAACUGAAGUCACCUAUUCUGAGAUUGAACUCAAACCUACAGAGAAACAGAAGAUAAAGAAAGAUAACAAAGGGAAAACCAGUGAAAGUUCUGACACUGUUUACUCUAAACUGAACCUGAAAACCCAUCAAGAUGCUGGAUCUAGUGACGUGACGUAUGCUCAGAUUAAAUAAAUGGCUGGAGGAGAAACUUUCAAUCCCAGGACACUGAUGAGUUUAGGCUGAGAAGGGCUGGAGAAUGACCAGAAUAAUCAAUUCUUAUCAUCUUUGUGAUGAUGAACUCUUGAAAGCAAUAGAUUUAGCAGUGUUUAAUGUCUGUGAUUAUCCUUUUAGCUCUAUUCUGUAUUCUUAAAGGUAACGUCAUUGCAUAGGAGAGAAAGAUUGUUGAUUGCAAAGCCUGUGUGUGUGUGUGUGUGUGUGUGUGUGUGUGUGUGUGUGUGUGAAAAUCUCAGUUUCCCUUCUUUUCUUCUUGAUCUUAAAUGUAUUUGUAGUAGGUGUUUCAUGGAAACAGCAGGGAAUUUUGAAAUUGUCAUUUCCAAGAGUGGAAAAAAAAUUGUGUAAUAGAUGCAUAUCAUGAAUGUUGAAUUUUCUAGCUAUUUACCUCUA
Molecule: messenger RNA, 2289 nt
Organism: Carassius carassius (crucian carp)
Lineage: Eukaryota; Metazoa; Chordata; Actinopteri; Cypriniformes; Cyprinidae
Product: sialoadhesin-like
Exons: 13
Coding region: 223-1857 (544 amino acids)
Biological process (GO): cell surface receptor signaling pathway
Molecular function (GO): transmembrane signaling receptor activity
Source: RefSeq, a predicted model, not a curated record